This is a messenger RNA of Epithele typhae, 3897 nucleotides long. RefSeq lists its product as uncharacterized. The coding region runs from base 1 to 3897 and encodes 1298 amino acids. The transcript has 5 exons. NCBI's taxonomy places the organism in Eukaryota, Fungi, Basidiomycota, Agaricomycetes, Polyporales, Epitheliaceae. The record is from RefSeq and is a predicted model, not a curated record.
AUGACCGCCGCCAACGCAAAACGGCCGGUAGUCAACUCUCCAGCUCGGGCGACCCGACCUGCGACCCCGCCUGCACCUGCACCGGCGGCCCCGAACGGGAAGAAGAAGAAGAAGAAGAAGGGAAAGGGAAAAGGUGCGGAGCGACCGGUCGAGUACGACGAAGAAGACGACGAGUACGACGACGCGGCACUUCCGGCGCUGGAGUCGAUGGGCGGGUUCUAUGAGCACGCCCGGACGCGCACCGGCCUCUCUCCGGAGCUGGCCUCGGUGCACGUGUCGACGACGGCGUCGCUGUCCGCGUCGCUCGCCGCGCACCUGAAGCCCACGACGGCGGCGGUGGAGGCGGAGCUACUCGCGACCGCGGACCACCUCGCGCGGAGCAUGGAGGGCGCGGAGGGCGGACUCGUGAACGACGAGUACUGGGCGUCCUUCCCGGACCAUCUGCGCAACUUUGUACGGCACACUUACUCUCGAUUGAGCUCGGUCGGUGACGCGGACCCAAAGACGCAGGCCAUGUACGCCAUCGCGCAGCAGAUGCACUCUGGCGCGGCGCGCGACGGCGGCGGCGGGCGGUUCCCGCCCGGGGCGUACCCCGGGGGGCUGCCCGCGGCUAUGCCGUUCGACCCGGCGAUCUUCGCGGACCCACAGUUCGCGCUGGCGAUGCAGCAGGCCGCGGCGGCGAACGGGGCGUUGCAGGCGGGGGAGGCGGGGGCGGACCUGGUGGUGUACCCGGAGGAUGUCGAGUACGGCGGCGAGGACGAGUACGGGAGCGAAGACGACGAGGGCGGGGGGUCGCCGGGCGGCGGCGGGCGGCUGGCGGCGGCACACUUCACGCUCGCGCUGGAGGAGGCCGGAGCGCGGGCGGCGGCCGAGGGGCGGGCGCGGCGGCGGAAGAAAAAGAAGCGGGGGACGACCGGGGAGACGGACAGCGAGGCCGGCCGGCCGGGGCUGGCGGCGGGCGGUACGCCGGAGACGGUGACAAAUGGCGGGGCUGGCGGGCGGGGAGCGCCUGCGCCCGUGUCUGCUCCCAACCGUAUGCCCGCCGCACGUCCCCCGCCUGCCGCUGCCGCCAACCCGCCCCCGUCGUCCCGCGCGGCGGGCAAGAAGCCCAUGUCGUACACCCCUGCCCCUGCCGCCGACCCGCCUCCGCCGUCGCGGCGCGCAGCGUCCAAGGCGCCGAUCUCCUCGCACGCGUACGGCCAUAAUCACGCCCAUCACCAUCCAUCGCCCCCAUCCUCGAACGCCUCCACGCCGCACAAGCCGAGACCGCCAGCGACGGGCCAGCAGCCGGCCAAAAACAACAAGAUAUGGUCUACGAGCACGACCGAGGAGCGCGAGCGCAUCAAAGAGUUCUGGCUCGGGCUCGGUGAGGACGAGCGCCGGAAUCUGGUCAAAAUCGAGAAGGAGGCCGUGCUCAAGAAGAUGAAGGAGCAGCAGAAACACAACUGCAGCUGUGCUGUCUGCGGCCGCAAGCGGAAUGCGAUUGAGGAGGAGCUCGAGGUACUGUACGAUGCCUAUUACGAAGAGCUAGAACAGUACGCGAACUACCAGCAGCGCUACAUCUCCUCCGGCGGGACGCUGCCUCCUCCUCAAGGGCCGGGUCCAUUUCCGGGCAGCGUCGAACUGGACAAGAACGGUGCCGUCAUCAGCCCCCAGCCGCCAAACGCCCACCGUGGCAAGAACGCCAUCCAGACAAACGGGCGCAAGCCCGUCAAGUCCGCCCCGGAGAGCGAGUUCGAGGACGAGGGGGAGGAAGACGAUCCGGAUGAAGAGGUGUAUGAGGACGAUGAGGACUACGAGGACGAGGACGAGGAGGACGGCGAGGAAGACGAGGACGUGGACCCGGAGGAUGAUGAGGACCCCAAGUCGGACCGGAGGGCAGCCGCGCGCCGGCGAGCCGCCAAUGGUACGAAGGCGAACGGCGCAGAUGGUAUCGGCAACUUCGGGAACAACCUCACUGUCACCGGCAAGUACCGGAACAUUCUCACAGUAGCCGAUGAUCUGCUCAAGAACGACGGCCAGAAGUUCCUGGAGAUGAUGGAACAGCUGGCGGAGCGACGGAUGCAGCGGGAGGAAGAGGCGACACUUGACGUGGAGGAAGACAGUGAGGAUGAGGACGAUGAAGGCGACGAGGAUGAUGACGAGGAGGACGAGGAGGACGAAGAGGAUGAGGACGAAGAGGAGAUCAUGACCGAGGAGCAGAAGAUGGAGGAGGGCAAGCGAAUGUUCUCCAUCUUCGCUGCGCGCAUGUUCGAGCAGCGCGUCCUCAAGGCCUAUCGGGAGAAGGUCGCCCAGGAACGCCAACUCCAGCUCCUGCGCGAGCUCGAGGACGAGGACAAGAUCAACAAAGAGCGCGAGGCGAAGAAGCAGUCCCAGAACCAGAAGAAAAAGGACAAGAAGCGGUCACAGAAGUUGGCCAAGGAGGAAGAGAAGGCGGCAAAGGCGGCGGAGAAAGCUGCUGAGGAGUCUGCGCUACGAGCCAAGCAAACUGCUCUCGAAGAGGAACAACGCAAGCGCCGCGAGGAGGACCGUGCGCGACGCGAGGCUCAGCGGAAGGCGCAGGAAGAGGAGAAGACGCGCAAGGAGGAGGAGCGACGGAAGCGGCUAACAGAAGAGCGCGAGCGCGAAGCCGAGCGAGAACGCAAGAAGCGCGAACGUGAGGAAAAGGCCAAGGCUGAGCGCAGAGAGAAGGAGGAGAAGGAGCGCAAGGCCCGUGAGGAGCGCGAAGCCAAACUCGCUGCUGACCGUGCCGCGGAGAAGGCCCGCCACGAGCAGCAGGAGAAGGUGGAACGCGAGCGCCGCCUUGCCAAGGAGAAGGAGGAUAAGGAGAGGGCAGAGCGGGAGAGGGCGGACAGGGAGAAGGCUGAAAAGGAGACCCGGGAGCGUGUCCAGCAGCAGCAGCGAGAGCGCGUCGCUGCCACCAGGAACGCUCGCCAACCUACCUCUCCACGCAACGCCAACCAGGCAGGAUCGUCCAAGGCAUCUUCCAGCCGUGCGCAACCGCAGAAGCAGAUCCUACCCAAGCCCCAGCCUCCCACCCAAGCCCCCCCUCCUGCCGUCCACCCUCCCCGUCCCCAGCCUCCCCAACAUCCUCAACCCCGUGUGCCCAUGGUUGGUGCGUCCCAGGUUCAGCCUCCCGCGCUCAUCACCCCGCUCUCCCACGGCAUGCCUCCGCAAGCACCGGGCUUUCCGCAGUCAAUCAGCGCUCAAGGACUUGUCCAACCAGUGCUCUCCCCGCGGCUUCCCUUCAACCCCGCCGCCGCUUUCGUCCCCGUUCCCAUGGCUCCCGGCCCCGCCAUCCCGCAAGGUCCCCCUCCUCCACUCGCGCCGUCCGCGAUCCCGCGCAGCUUCGGCUCUGGGAACCCGUUCGACUUCGGUGCCCGUCCCCUCGCUCCGCCCGCCCCCAUUGCGCCCCCCUCUCGGCCGACACCGAACCCGCUCGCCUCGCCGACACAGGCCAACCUCGUCCCCGGUCCCAGCCGCCUCGCUCUCCCCGACCCGGGGCCUAUCACCCGCCCGUCCAUCGCGCCCAUCGCGCGGCCGACGACGGAGGCCUCCGGCUCAGGUUCGACGUCGCCCACACGCCGAUCCCCGAGCCCGAAGGGCGUUCUCGGCUCCUCCGCGCUGCUCGCCGAGGACGACGAGGUCAUCACGACACCGUCCGGUCGCCGUGCGCCGACGGCGGUCGGCUCCGGCUGGGGCACGACGAGUCCCCGCGGCUCGAUAUCUUCCCCUUGGGGUCCACCAGGCGCGCCGUUCCCCGGCCGCGCGCCCGGGAGCAUCAUUGUCCCCCCACUCGGGACGGGUCAGUGGAUCGAGUGGCCGCAGAACACGAACUUCUUCGGGCAGCCGAACUACCCUCACAACCCCUCCGCCCCGCCACACACCGGCGGCUGA